CCUAGAAGAAUAUAAAUGCAUUUUAAUGGAAAUCCGGCACAUGGAAGUCGUGGUCGCGACCGCCAGCAACCCGAAGCUUCCGCGAAGCUGGAGGUAGACGAAACCAUGGAAGAUGCAAUGAACCGCUCCUUAUAUAACAACUCCCUGCAACCCCUGCCCACCCUCUCCAUGAUUCGAGUUCACAUCGCUUGCUUCUCUCAUCCUCUCCCUCGAUCUUCUUCAUCGCAUACACCACCUCGCGCGCACACAAUGGGAACGCACCCGCAACAGCAGUGCCCCGACCUCGCCGUCCUCCAGAGAAUUCGCAGCCAUCUCCUCGACGAGGAUCUGCUCACUGCCGCCGGCGCCACGAUGAUCGACUUCCAUUAUCCGACACUGGAUGCUAAUGGCGAUGGCAGCGAGGAGCCGAUCACUGCCGCCGGCACCACGAUGAUUGACUUCCGUUAUCCGACAUCGGAUGCUAAUGGAGACGGCAGCGAGGAGCUGUUCCCCGUCGCCGCCGAGGAUGCAUCGCCGCUGCCUAUGCCGCCGCCACCGGCCCCAUUUCCAGCUCGAGAAAGGGGGAGGAAUUAUCGGGGGGUGAGGCAGCGGCCAUGGGGGAAGUUCGCGGCGGAGAUCAGAGACCCCGGGAGGAAUGGGGCAAGGGUCUGGCUGGGGACGUUUAGUACGGCGGAGGAGGCGGCGCUCGCCUACGACCGCGCGGCGUUCCGCAUCCGCGGCUCUCGUGCGUUGCUCAACUUCCCGCUCCUGAUCGGCUCGCAGGGGACGCCUCCUCCGUCUUCAACCUUGCCGCCACUGUCGGGAAAUAAGAGGAGGAAGAGAGUGGCGGCGCUUGCUUCGUCUGCCGGUACUGCUGAACCAGAGCGAUUAGUGAGAGCAUGAAUUCCAAGUAAUAACUUGUCACAAAAUACUUCUUUCCAUUGCAAUUAAUGUUCAGAUGUCCGAUGCUUAUCAUCAUCUUGUCAAACACAAAAGUGCACUCAAUUCUAUGCCACAGUGUGCCACCAUUGAUGAGAAGAGCAAACGCAUUGAGUUAUUUUCUUAUGACUAUGAGAAAUCUCAAAUAUUAUAACUCU
Musa acuminata AAA Group (dessert banana) is the source of this 1076-nucleotide messenger RNA. Its product is annotated as ethylene-responsive transcription factor ERF106-like. Bases 16 to 882 code for a protein of 288 amino acids. Gene Ontology annotation, molecular function: DNA binding; DNA-binding transcription factor activity. Gene Ontology annotation, biological process: regulation of DNA-templated transcription; ethylene-activated signaling pathway. The transcript has a single exon. Lineage: Eukaryota; Viridiplantae; Streptophyta; Magnoliopsida; Zingiberales; Musaceae. The record is from RefSeq and is a predicted model, not a curated record.